Trichophyton benhamiae CBS 112371 is the source of this 3333-nucleotide messenger RNA. RefSeq lists its product as uncharacterized. The transcript has 2 exons. Gene Ontology annotation, cellular component: nucleus. The record is from RefSeq and is a predicted model, not a curated record. NCBI's taxonomy places the organism in Eukaryota, Fungi, Ascomycota, Eurotiomycetes, Onygenales, Arthrodermataceae. Gene Ontology annotation, molecular function: ATP binding; chromatin binding; DNA binding. Bases 1 to 3333 code for a protein of 1110 amino acids.
AUGGAGGACCGCAUUCCCGACACCCCUAUACGAAAUAUGACCGCAGCCCGCAGGGCUUUGAAUAAUGAUUAUGAGCCUGCCUCCGAUACCCGUGAGACCCUAGAACAGGAAACAGUCGCCACAAUUCCUCUCAACGGCGAGCACUCUAUCCUUGCACCGACGCAACCAACCCAGCUCUUGACCCAGCCUACCCAAAUAGUUCAGCCUCCAAAUCAUUCGAAGGCCUCCCCUCAGCAUGAUGCCGUAGUUCAAGUUGCUGGCUCAUCUCCUCUUGGGCCUUCAUUACAGGACCUUAGCGAAGACGAUGGCCCUACAUACCGCGGCGGCUCUUCAGAUGAUGAUUUCUCAGCCGUGAGAACUACAGAUAUAAGGCCGUCUACGUUUGCAAAAGCAGCUCCUAGUCCGGAGAAAGAUGGAUAUAUCUCAUCCCCCGUUUCAGCAUCGGGAAACUCUUUGGCCAAAUUUCGUGAAAUCACUGCGGCUGCAUUUUAUAGCCCAGAUGGUACUAAAGGUCAAAAGCGAUCCGCAGAGAAUGCGAACAUAACAAAAACGGGUGCUUCAGAAAUGGUUACUAAACGAAAUCGAACGACACCUCCAGCCCCAGACGAUCACAGCCUUACACUGAACCAAAUAGACGACUUUACCCUAAGAACAAAGGUACAGAGGUUAUACUCGGUAUACCCCAAUAAAUCCGUUCGGUUUUGUUUGGAUACCCUCAUACAGCAUCGGGGAAAUUACCAACAUGCCUUAGAGCACAUUGCGAACUUGGAAGAAAAGAGCUCAGUAAACUUAAUGUCUGAAGAUGAACUGAGUUUAGAUUGUAGCAUACCACGGGUUUCCGCUGUCAAACAGCAGAUUAAAUCCAAAGGUCGAAUUCAGGACAAAUGGACAUCCAGCCAACAACCUAUUAAUUCACACCGAGAGUCAGAAGAUAAACCACAAGCUCCACGCCGGCGUCUAAUACGCGGCUCCAAAUCACGCCAGGAAUCGCCGGCGGACACCGCUGUAUCUGACCAAUCGGUAUCCCGUAAACCCCCUAAAAAGACUGUUGCCCGUGGAAAAGGACGACUAGCUUCACCGAGAAUACCCCUUGAGGAUGAUUACUCUUCGGAUUCAGAGGCCGAAAGUCUAAGUCCUGAUGAUGGAUCACAGGAAGCAAAAGUAUUGGAGUUUUUCAAUAUUUGCUCUCCUGAAGAUCUCUCUGACAUCGCGGAAAUUACUGUUGACGUUGCAAAUGAAUUCAUUUCACAAAGGCCUUUCUCGUCUCUGGCUUCUGCCCGAUGUGUUUCCAUCGAGCAAUCUGAUAUGUCCGAAAAAGCUCCUGGAAACAAGAAGAAAACCUCAAAGAAAGCUUUGGGCGACAAAAUAGUUGACAAAUGCCUAGAUAUGUGGACAGGCUAUGAGGCAGUUGAUGCUCUAGUCGCUGAAUGCGAGGCCCUUGGGAAGCCAAUAGCAACGGAGAUAAAGCGCUGGGGAGUCGACAUAUUCGGAUCAAAACGGGAUGGUGGCGAACUGGAAAUAGUUUCUCUUGACAAGCCUUCCUCGGACGGGAUCCAGGAUUCUGGGAUUGGAAGCCCAUCCAGCCGUUGUUGUGCAAGUGAGGAUGCGGAUGACGUUAGCGAUAAGUCCCGGGGUAGGAAAUUUAUAUCCCAGCCUUCCAUUAUGAGUGACACCAUAACGAUGAAGGAUUACCAAAUUGUGGGAAUCAACUGGCUCAAAUUAAUCUACGACCAAGGCCUCAGUUGUAUCCUUGCUGAUGACAUGGGGCUGGGAAAGACAUGUCAGGUCAUUGCUUUCCUCUCUCACCUCCUUGAAGUUGGAGUUACUGGGCCCCAUCUGGUCGUCGUCCCGGCCUCAACACUUGAGAACUGGCUUCGCGAGUUUUCACUCUUCUGUCCAAAAUUGAAAACAAUGCCAUAUUAUGCAGGGCAAGCGGCUCGAGCAGAAAUUCGAACUGAAAUAGAAGACAACAGAGAGAAUAUCAAUGUUGUCAUUACCACAUAUACCAUUGCGAAAGCGAAGGUGGAUGCGGCCUUUCUUCGAUCCAUGAACUUCAACGUCUGUGUUUACGAUGAAGGCCACAUGCUCAAAAGUAGCAAGUCUCAAUUAUACGAGAAACUUAUUCGCAUACCAGCGCAAUUCCGCCUACUUCUCACGGGCACUCCGCUCCAAAACAAUCUUCAGGAGCUCGCCUCACUGCUUGGAUUCAUUUUACCUUCAGUUUUCAGAGAACGGAAGGAUGAUCUUGAGUACAUAUUUAGGGCCAAGGCUAGAACAGUGGACGAUACACAUUCAGCCUUGCUAUCUGCGCAACGGAUUGCUCGGGCGAAAUCCAUGCUGAUGCCAUUUGUAUUGCGACGAAAGAAGCACCAGGUGAUUGACCUGCCCGCUAAAACUUCCCGUGUUGAGUACUGCGAAAUGAAUGCAUCUCAAAUUGAGAUUUAUCAUAGCGAGAUUGAGUCGGUGAAGCAACAUAUAGCCGACCGAGCGGCGGGGAAGAAAUUGACAAGGAACAAAUCGUCUAAUAUACUCAUGAAACUACGACAGGCAGCAAUUCACCCACUCUUCUCCCGUCGGGUAUAUGAUGACAAGACGCUAAGUCGAAUAUCAAAGGCAUGCUUGAAAGACGAGAAGUGGACACAUUCCGAUCCUGAUCAAAUUUACGUUGAAUUACGCGAAUACAAUGACUUCGAAUGCCAUACUCUCUGUACAGGUAGCCCCGCCGCUCUUGGUAAAUUUGCCCUUAAGAAUAAGGAAUGGAUGAAUUCUGGAAAAGUUGAUAAGCUUUGCGAGCUCCUGGAUAAUUAUAUCGCAAACGGCGACCGGAUUCUAGUUUUCUCCCAGUUUACAAUGGUCAUGGACAUCCUGGAACUGGUUCUCGAGACUCAGAAGAUAAAAUUCUUCCGACUUGACGGGAAAACCAGCGUCGAAGACCGCCAGUCCAUCCUUGAUGCCUUUCAUGAGCAAGUGGACAUCCCGGUGUUCAUGCUGUCAACCAAGGCCGGUGGUGCAGGGAUCAACUUGGCCUGCGCUAACAAAGUGAUAAUAUUCGACUCGAGCUUCAACCCACAGGAAGACAUUCAGGCAGAAAACCGUGCGCACCGCGUCGGCCAGACCCGUGAAGUCGAGGUUGUACGCCUUGUGACAAGAGGGACCAUUGAGGAACAGAUCCAUGCCCUCGGACAAACGAAGCUAGCCCUGGACCAGAGAGUGGCAGGGGAAGAUGGAGGCGCACAGUUCGGCGGAAAACGGGACGAUGAAAGCCUCAAGGCCGUGGAGGAACUGGUCAUGUCGACCCUUGAAUUAGAGCAAGCGCCAGAAGAUAUCUCUUAA